GAUGCGACAUUAGUUGGCUGUGAAAACAGUUGUUGCACAGUAGAUCAAAAUUAGGACGGAAAAGCUCUGAAUUCUAAAUUGCAAACAUGGAAUCCUUUAGUGUGCCGGAGGUGGACAUGAUAACCGUGUCCAAGAACUCGCAAUACGAGCGGGAAUCGCUUCUCAAGUUCGCUCCUCCAGUGGGACUGACCAACAUCAGUUACGGUGGCAUGUACAAGGUUGACUCGUUUUAUCUGGAGUGUCAGAAGUACCGGGACCAGUUCCGCGACCCCUACAACAAGUUGCUGCGCCCCAAGAUGUUCCAAACUUAUAGGGGCAAGUGUGGUAUUAAGAUAGAUCCCGAACUGGAGCGCCUGAAGCGACCCGCUGCUUCGCAUGUGGAGGCCAUUCCGGUGGUCUACCCGAUGCAGUACGCGCGCCAGAUGGACUUCGACAGGGGCUUCCGGAUGGAGGGACGCAACAGCAGGGAGUCGGCCAUCGCCCGCAGGUACCCGUGUGUGCGUGUGUUGGGCAGAUAGAAGGAUACUACGGGGACGAUCCUAUCGAAAUUGCCAGUUGGACCUCCGCUUACUUGGAAAAUAAAUCAUCUUUGGCAGUGCCGAGUUCUUGUUUCUGGGA
Messenger RNA from Drosophila biarmipes, 618 nucleotides. RefSeq lists its product as uncharacterized. Lineage: Eukaryota; Metazoa; Arthropoda; Insecta; Diptera; Drosophilidae. The record is from RefSeq and is a predicted model, not a curated record. The transcript has a single exon. Bases 87 to 518 code for a protein of 143 amino acids.